GGCCUUCGCUGGGUGUCUAUUUAUUUAGAAGAUCAAGACAAGAGGGAGAUAAAAGGUCAGAUUGAGUCAGAUAAAGCUGCCAAUGUUUCAUGCAUCACAGCAGUGGGAUUUGCCACUUGGAGAGCUUCUAACAAGACGUCUUUAAUGGGACCCCUUAAGUCAUUUGUUUCCAGACUUCAUCUACUUAAGAGACUUUGUGUUUCGGCCAUGCCACAAUGGUUAUAAUUUGGAUUCUGUUGCUGAGUUUUAUCAGUUGCGGUCCGCAGGUAUCCUGGGCGAAGAGGCUGGAUAAAGGACCUAGGUAUCCUUGUUCCGGAGGAGGCAAACUGUGCGACCCCAGGCAGAGACGAGAUGCUGGGGGACGUGGAGGGGUUUACGAACAUCUUGGAGGUGCCCCUCGAAACAGAAAACUUUACUGCGCUACUAAGUACCACCUACAGAUACACCUCAACGGCAAGAUUAACGGGACUCUGGAGAAAAACAGCGUAUUUAGUAUUUUAGAAAUAACUGCCGUGGAUGUGGGAAUUGUUGCCAUCAAAGGGCUGUUUUCGGGGAGAUAUCUGGCCAUGAACCAAAGAGGGAGACUUUACGCCUCGGAAACAUACAACCCCGAGUGUGAGUUUGUGGAAAGAAUUCAUGAGCUCGGAUACAAUACCUAUGCUUCACGUCUUUAUCGGACAGUUCCAAAUGGGGCAGGCACCAAGCGCAAGGCUAGCGCUGAAAGACUAUGGUAUGUGUCUGUCAAUGGCAAAGGACGACCCAGAAGAGGCUUCAAAACAAGAAGGACGCAGAAGUCUUCCCUUUUUUUACCCAGGGUGUUAGACAACAAAGACCACGACGCUGUGAGGCUCUUUCAUACGAACACUGUGUAUAGAGAAAGUAUUCUGAAACCCUCAAAACCAAGUGGAAGACAAAGACGAGGACAAUGAGGGGUGCAAACUGUGAAGCGAUGGCCCCCUACAAACCCCUAAGAUCAUGAAAUGACAUGGUUCACUUAGACAAAAGACAGCGAUUAAGUUUUGUAGAACUUAUUUUUAUGAACUGCGUCACCCCGUAAGGCUGAAAAUACUGCCACUAGAAUUCACAUUUUGACUCUCUGGGCAUCUGAAUCCUCGGUGUUCUAUUUUAAGACGCUGGUAGGGAUUUCUUAUAUUUCCAUUGUUAGCCCCAAAUGUGCAUCUUAUCCACUCUUCUUGGGACCUCAAUCCAACGUGCACUGAAAAUGUAACGUUUGAUGGUCAUUCAUCUUCAAAUCCUUUGUUAUUUGAUCCACAGAUCAGUUCUUCAAACGUUGGCUUGACUCUGCCUUUGGGUCUACCUCAGAUUCCGAUAUAAUAUUCCGUCCUAAUUUAUGCAAAACAAAAACAAAAAGUGCCUCGUUUAGGGGGCAAGUUCUUAAAAGCUAUUUAUUAUCCUUCAUGAAGUACUGUAUGGCCAUUGAAAAUGUGUGUGCAUUGUCUCUUAUCUUACAAUUAUAUCAAAUUUGAAUCAAAUGAGAAGUCUCUGCAAAAGAUGGUUGCUUACAUCUCAGACUGUGAGUGUUUGGUGCCCACAUAAUCUUGUAUACUUUUGCGUUCUAAAAUAGUAACAUUUCUUGUACGCAAUGCAUAGGCAUGCCUUUGUGAGCACUUUACAGAUAAUAUAGUUUUAAUGUAUUCCAGAGAUGUAUCCUGGACGUAUCUUCGUAGUGACUUGGCAUUCACCUCAUUGGCUGCGGUAGCUUUGGGUAUAAGAAUAUAUUAAAGCGUUUUGCCGGUAGAAACAUCCCAAAGCUUAAGGUUCACCUUGAAAGUAUUACUAUAGCUGUUAUCCGUGUUUUGCUGGCCUUGGAACAACACUACUAAAAUAAAUGUUACAUUCUAUGAUAGUCGUCAACACUAAUA
Molecule: messenger RNA, 1883 nt
Organism: Xenopus laevis (African clawed frog)
Lineage: Eukaryota; Metazoa; Chordata; Amphibia; Anura; Pipidae
Gene: fgf3.S
Product: fibroblast growth factor 3 S homeolog
Exons: 3
Coding region: 216-929 (237 amino acids)
Source: RefSeq, marked validated